Messenger RNA from Maniola jurtina (meadow brown), 2289 nucleotides. RefSeq lists its product as uncharacterized. The coding region runs from base 94 to 1797 and encodes 567 amino acids. The transcript is spliced from 11 exons. The record is from RefSeq and is a predicted model, not a curated record. NCBI's taxonomy places the organism in Eukaryota, Metazoa, Arthropoda, Insecta, Lepidoptera, Nymphalidae.
GGCGUGGCGCUGCCGCCGGCGGCGCGCACUCCGCAGUCGAGGACUGACCGUCGCGAGUUUUGGACGAACGAUCACAGUUAGCAAGCAGCAACCAUGGUGUACGAGAGUGACUUCUACACGACGCGCCGCCCUUACCGGCCCGCCUCCAGCUUCAGCGUGUCGCCGUGGAGUUCGUACUACUACCUCUCAUCCUAUGCACCGUAUUACCACUACCAUAUCCCGUAUGUCACGUACAUACCCAGGCUGUCUCAGGCGGAGCUGAUAUACCGUCCAUCUCGUACGAUCACCCGACUCGCCACGUACCCUGAGGCGCCCCAUCACGUGGUUCGCGUCCGCGUGCGUCCCUCCGUGAUAUUGAGGGAACUCGACCGCAUCGCGUAUCGCCACCGUCCGACCUACUCUGUCUCUGCUUUGGACGAUUACUACAGAUCGGAAUCUACAAAGGCUUUCGAGGAUGAAACUCGUCGCAUCCGCGCCGAUACUGCCUCUCUGCUUCAUCGUGCUCGUUCGGUUGUACCGCGAGCAAAAACCGUUGCACCUUUGGAUACAAUUUACUCAUAUUCCUACGGAGAGCCAAUUCCCUACCGCUUCAGCAAUGACGCGUACAUCGCUAAACUUUUGCUGCCUCUGCGUAGUGUUACUGACCACAUUCACAAUAUUUCCUUUUACUCAGAGCCAGCCAAAAAGUUUACAGGACGCGGCCACCUCGCGUGCGUGCACUAUUCCGGUAAAAGGGGAUUCCCCAACCGCUACCCACUCUACAAGGAACUUAGCAUCAGGGACGACGUGAACCUUCUUUCGUUUUACGCGAAGAAUAGACUUGCGGCCGCGGGUUUGGCCGACGAAACGGUCACAGUGAAACUCCUCCCCUGGAGACCGAGCCGCAAGUUCCAGGCGCCCUCGAUGAUGGAAGACCCUGAACUCGAGUUGAAAGCUGCGAAGGCAGACCGGGAGGCUAGGUUCCGUGCAACCACCGCUGAGCCAGUUCUCGCUCCAUCUGCUGAUUUGGCUGAAAUCAAGAGGAAACGACAAGCCGAAGCGCGACUUGCUGAAGAGAAAGCUUUGAAAGAAGAAGCAAAACGCGAAGCUGAACGCAAAGCUCAGGCUGAACGCGAAGUAGCAGAAAAGAAGAGACAAGAAGAAGAAGCUCGAAGAGCUGAAGAAUUGAAACUUCAAGCGGAGGAAGAAGCAAGGAGAGCCGAAGAAGCUAAAAUAGCAGAAGAAGAAGCACAGAAAGCAGCAGAAGAAGCUGCCAGAAAAGCUGAAGACGAUCGUUUAGCAGAGGAAGCUAGGCUAGCCGAAGAAGCUCACAAAGCGGAAGAGAAAAGGCUUGCAAAAGAAGCUCGUUUAGCCGAGGAAGCCAGAUUAGCAGAAGAAGCAAGGAUAGCGGAGGAAGCACGAUUAGCUGAGGAAGCUAAAUUAGCAGAGGAGGCAAGAUUAGAGGAAGAGAGAUUGGCUGAACAAAUGAGACAAGAAGAACUAGCCAAAUUGGAAGAGCUAGAACGUCAGGCCCAAGAGGAACGAGAAGCUGAACUUGCAAGACAGGCGGCUGAAUUAGCAGAGAUAGCAAGACAAGAAUCUGAACUUGCUGCUGCGCGUUUAGAAGAACUUUCACACAGCGGUUCUGCUGGGGACAACACCGCUGAAGUCGAAUCAAGCGAGCAACCUGCCGAUGAACCCCUUGUCGAGGAACCUGAAAGUCCUUUAGACAAUCCAGAAGCAGCUGCAGAAUCACAAGAUGCUGUCGAAGUCAGCGAAGACGAAAUGGCGGAACCUGAUGUCACAGAUGAAGAAUAAAAUCAUUUUGAGCGUGACCUCGAUUUUGUAAUCUAACAUUUUCUAUAGUAACAAAAUAAUAACUUUCAACUAUUUCAUAGGUUUAGGUACUAUAUCUGAUUACAUUAAGGAUGUAGUCGGAAGAAAAAUUGCAUCUACCACAGUUCUGAAUAUAAGUACAUGAAAAUAAUUAUACUUACUUAAUAGACUGGAACAUUUCAUUCACAUUUCAUUUUCUAGUGCAUUUUUAAUAUAAAUAAUAUAUAUAAAUGUUGCAGUUAAAACCUGUUUCAACUAGUAAAAACUAGUUUUAACUACAUCUCUUUGCAUAACUAUCUAUUUUUAUUUAAUAAAAACCAGUUCUGGCUGAAAUUUCCUUUGGUACUAAUUUGUAUUAGUAAAAACUAGAAUUUUAAUUAGUCACAUAUUCUAAUUAAUUAAUUUGUUGACUGAUUGAGUAAUAAGCUGACUAGGCUACGCCAGAAGUGAACUACGCUGGAAGCUCAAGCUUUA